AUGCUGUAUCAACUAGCCCUCAGCAGUGUGUCGAGGAUGCUGUUCUCCUGCCUGAUGCUCCUAUCUCAGGUGCAGGGAGAAGAUUCCCAGAAGAAAGUGCCUUCUCCACGUAUCAGCUGCCCCACAGGUUCCAAGGUCUAUCACUCCUACUGCUACACCCUGUUUAUGACGCCCAAAUCCUGGUAUCAAGCAGAUCUGGCCUGCCAGAAGAGACCUUCUGGACACCUUGCAUCUAUUCUUAGUGAGCCUGAGGCUUCCUUUGUGUCAGCCCUGGUGAAAGGCAGGGUGAACAACUACCAAGACAUCUGGAUUGGGCUCCAUGAUCCCACAAUGGGUCAAGAACCCAAUGGAGGUGGAUGGAAGUGGAGUAACUCUGAUAUAAUGAAUUACUUUAACUGGGAUGGAAAUCCUUCUGCUGUAAACAGUGGUCACUGUGGGAGUCUGACAGCAAGCUCAGGAUUUCUGAAAUGGGGAGAUCAUCACUGUGAUGGGGCAUUACCUUUUGUCUGCAAGUUCAAGGAGUAA
Molecule: messenger RNA, 525 nt
Organism: Onychomys torridus (southern grasshopper mouse)
Lineage: Eukaryota; Metazoa; Chordata; Mammalia; Rodentia; Cricetidae
Product: regenerating islet-derived protein 3-alpha-like
Exons: 5
Coding region: 1-525 (174 amino acids)
Biological process (GO): response to peptide hormone; positive regulation of cell population proliferation; venom-mediated disruption of cell wall in another organism
Molecular function (GO): oligosaccharide binding; signaling receptor activity; peptidoglycan binding
Source: RefSeq, a predicted model, not a curated record